Molecule: messenger RNA, 1690 nt
Organism: Hibiscus syriacus
Lineage: Eukaryota; Viridiplantae; Streptophyta; Magnoliopsida; Malvales; Malvaceae
Product: polygalacturonase At1g48100-like
Exons: 6
Coding region: 72-1481 (469 amino acids)
Biological process (GO): carbohydrate metabolic process
Molecular function (GO): polygalacturonase activity
Source: RefSeq, a predicted model, not a curated record
CACAGAGACAUUUGUACAUCUAAUUGUGCAAAAUCUCCGUUUUAAAUAUUCUUUUAUUGCAAAGUUCAAAUAUGUCUUGGGUUAAUCCCACAAAUGUUGUUGCAUUUCUUACUGUUUUGUUGUUUUGGUUUUCGAGCUUCGAACUGUCCUGCAGCGCUAGGGAAGGCAAGCAGUGGAGGCAGAGCGUAGCUGGUGGUUCCCACCAUCGAAUGACGGCUUCGUGGCCGAAUAUAGGAAGCUCCACCGCUUCCAGCACCUCCGCCGCCACUUCCACUGCAAUGUUUAAUGUGUUAGACCAUGGGGCCAAAGGUGAUGGACGCACGGAUGACACAAAGGCAUUUCAAGCAGCGUGGGAUGAAGCUUGUAAAGUUGAGGCAUCGACGGUGGUGGUUCCGUUGGGUUCGGUGUUCCUUGUUGGACCCAUUUCCUUCUCAGGCCCCAACUGUCAACCCAACAUCGCCUUUCAGUUGGACGGGAAGAUAAUAGCCCCUACAAGUUCCAGUGCAUGGGGAGGUCUCUUGCAAUGGAUUGAAUUUGCAAAACUAAAGGGGAUUACGAUCAAAGGAAAAGGAACCAUUGAUGGACAAGGUUCUGUCUGGUGGAAUGACUCACCCACAAUUGCAGAGGACUCCACAACUAAUGAAACGAUAAGUGCUGAACUGAAGGGGAUGCCAGGCACCAAACCAACAGCUUUAAGAUUCUAUGGAAGUAACGGUGUAACAGUGACAGGCAUAACUAUACAAAACAGCCCCCAAACUCACCUUAAAUUUGACGACUGCACAAGCGUUCAGGUCUCCAACUUCGUUGCUUCGUCUCCCGGUGACAGCCCCAACACCGAUGGAAUUCACCUGCAGAACUCCCAAGAUGUGGUAAUCUCUGCCACUACUCUCGCUUGUGGAGAUGAUUGCGUGUCGAUUCAAACCGGUUGCUCAAAUGUAAAUAUCGACAACGUCAAGUGUGGACCUGGUCAUGGAAUCAGCAUCGGAGGACUAGGAAAAGACAGCACCAAAGCCUGUGUCUCCAACAUAACUGUUCGAGAUGUCACUAUGCACAACACAUUAACCGGUGUCAGAAUAAAGACAUGGCAGGGAGGUUCGGGUGCAGUGAAACAAGUGACAUUUUCAAACGUUCAAGUUUCGGAAGUCGAAACUCCGAUAAUGAUUGACCAAUUCUACUGUGAUAAAGGUCACUGCAAGAAUCAAUCUUCAGCUGUGCAAUUGUCGGGGAUAAACUACGUCAACAUACGAGGAACGUAUACGAUGCAACCGGUCCACUUCGCAUGCAGUGACAGCAUUCCAUGCAGUGGGGUUUCUUUAAAUACCAUUGAGCUGAAACCGGUUCAAGAAAGCCGCCAUCUCGAUGGGCCUUUCUGUUGGGAAGCAUAUGGGGAGCUCAAAACUACGACCGAACCGCCAAUCAGUUGUUUGGAGACCCAAAAACAUGCGAAAGGCAAUACUCAAUCCAAUUCUGAAUCUUGUUAAUGAAUAGCUAUAAUAAAUGCCAAUUAGAUGAGAAGUAAAAGGACACUUUGAUUUAGAAUUUUACUUACUAUGUUAUUGGGUUUCUUAAUUUAUUAAAUCCGAGACUUUAUAUCCGCCGCAUGUUUAAAUAUAGACACAAAGUUAGUAGUGAUGUCCACACUACACUGUAACAAAAUCUAUAAGAUAAAAUUCAGUUUAGGGUUUGUUUG